CAGGUGGUGCGGGCGGUGGCGGAGGCGGUGCGGGGCCGACCCAAGUCGGUGGCGGGGCUGCACGUGCACAGGGUGCGCCAGGCGGCUGAGCGGGUGGCGCGAGUGGGGCUGCUGGGGCCGCAGCAGCUGGGGGAGCUGAGCAGGGCGCUGGGCCAGCUGCUGCCUCAGGAGCCCGCCCCACCGGGCCCUGGAGCACCCGCACCCAGCCCCCCGCCCCCCGACCCGCACCCGCAGCAACACCCCGCGUCCGCGGACAACACUGCCAGCAGCAGCAGUGAUAGCAGCAGCAGCGAGGGCGGUGGUGGUCCUCCCUCCACUCCCGCCGCCCUCUCCCUCAGUCUGCACCCCCCCGCCGCCCCCGCCACCGCCUACCUCACCACCCCGCUGCUGCUGCUGCCGCCGCCGCAGCUGCAGCAGGCGCUGUACGGCAGCUGGUGCGGGCGCACGCGGGACGCCAUCCGCUACCACCGGGG
Molecule: messenger RNA, 473 nt
Organism: Astrephomene gubernaculifera
Lineage: Eukaryota; Viridiplantae; Chlorophyta; Chlorophyceae; Chlamydomonadales; Astrephomenaceae
Source: the annotation of a GenBank genome assembly